Messenger RNA from Pectinophora gossypiella (pink bollworm), 8126 nucleotides. It is a transcript of the gene rock1, whose product is annotated as rho-associated protein kinase 2. Gene Ontology annotation, cellular component: cytoplasm; cytoskeleton. Gene Ontology annotation, molecular function: Rho-dependent protein serine/threonine kinase activity; ATP binding; small GTPase binding. The transcript has 13 exons. The record is from RefSeq and is a predicted model, not a curated record. NCBI's taxonomy places the organism in Eukaryota, Metazoa, Arthropoda, Insecta, Lepidoptera, Gelechiidae. Gene Ontology annotation, biological process: Rho protein signal transduction; regulation of cell junction assembly; cortical actin cytoskeleton organization. Bases 427 to 4506 code for a protein of 1359 amino acids.
UCACAUUAUUGUUCGAUCAUCGUUCAUCAAUCAAGCGGCUGAAUAUUUCGUAAUUUUUACAUUAUUUUUCAAUGUUGUGCCAAUAAUUAAUAUAAUUCAGUGUUCAUAUACAGUUAACAACAACAAGAAAGACAUAAAUGCAAUCAAUCACUCUGUUAUGUUUGCAAACGUGCAUAUGCUUUGUUGUGAGAACCACCUUUAUCUGCUGUCAUACUGAGCUGUAGCAACUCUAUUUUUCGAUAAUGAAACAUAUUACAACAAGUUAUAAUAACGAAUAAUAGCUUAUCGAACUGAUUGGUGUGGAAACAUCAUUUCGGCGGAAUAUCGUGCAGUGAAUGUGUCGCGAUGACGGCGGUGUGAGUCGAAGCAGUAGUCCGGAGAAUGUGCGGUGGCGUUUAGUGGGUGAGGUCAGACACAGGGUUGAGCAUGGAGGCGGUGAAGGACGAGGAGCGGGUGCGGCGGCUGCGCGCGCUGGAGGAGCGGCUCUGCGACCCGCGCUCCACCGGCAACGUCGACUGCCUGCUCGACACCGUCACGGCACUCGUCGCCGACUGCGACCACCCUGCUAUCCGCCGUAUGAAGAAUGUCGAAGCCUACACCAGCAGAUAUGAAACAUUUGCCUCAGACAUUGUUGAUUUGCGCAUGAAGGCAGCAGACUUUGAUUUGAUCAAGGUGAUUGGUCGUGGCGCUUUUGGUGAAGUACAACUAGUCAGACACAAGUCCACACAUCAAGUAUUUGCCAUGAAACUCCUCAGUAAAGUAGAAAUGAUUAAAAGGUCAGAUUCCACAUUUUUUUGGGAGGAGCGACACAUCAUGGCUCAUGCAAACUCUGAAUGGAUCCUCAAACUUCAUUUUGCCUUCCAAGACCAAAAAUAUCUAUACAUGGUAAUGGAUUACAUGCCAGGUGGGGACCUGGUAAGUCUCAUGUCCAACUAUGAUAUUCCUGAAAAGUGGGCCAAAUUCUAUACUAUGGAAAUUGUACUAGCAUUAGAUGUCAUCCAUGGCAUGGGAUUUGUGCACAGGGACGUGAAGCCAGAUAACAUGUUGAUUGACAAUUAUGGCCACUUGAAACUGGCUGACUUCGGUACCUGCAUGCGUAUGGGCCCUGAUGGCUUAGUGAGAGCAAGCAAUGCAGUGGGUACCCCUGACUACAUUUCUCCUGAAGUGUUGCAGUCCCAGAAUGGAGAAGGCGUAUAUGGGCGUGAAUGUGAUUGGUGGGCUGUGGGAAUAUUUUUAUAUGAAAUGUUAAUAGGUGAUCCACCUUUUUAUGCUGACAGUUUAGUAGGAACUUAUGGAAAGAUCAUGGAUCACAGAAAUUCAUUGCAAUUUCCUGAUGAUGUAGAAAUCUCGAAAGAAGCAAAGUCUCUCAUUAGGGGCUUACUUACAGAUAGAACAAAAAGAUUGGGUAAAAACAGUGUUGAUGAAAUAAAACAGCAUCCCUUCUUUAAAAAUGACCAAUGGAGUUUUGAAAACCUUAGAGACUCAGUGCCUCCAGUUGUCCCAGAAUUGUCAAGUGAUGAUGAUACAAGGAAUUUUGAUGAUAUAGAGAAAUCUGAUGCACUGGAUGAAUCUUUUCCUGUACCCAAAGCAUUUGUUGGCAACCACUUGCCAUUUGUAGGCUUUACCUAUAAUGGUGAUUAUCAGCUCUGUUGCAGUAAACUAAAAGCUGCAGAUGUGGUGGAUACAAUUUCCAACAAUCAUGUAAAUAAUGUCGGAUCUGAAGCUAUAUUGCAGCUAGAGAAACUUCUUGAAAGGGAGAGGGACGGCCGGCGUAAACUGGAAGAUAGACAGAUCAUGCUCUGCGCCCAACUCGAAGAGCUUUCCCAGAGAGAAACCAGAAGCAUGAAAAUAAUUGCAGACACCGACAAGGAACUAGCUCUAUUGAGACACGAUCUGAAAGAGAUACAGCGUAAAGCUGAAGCGGAAGCCGAGUCGAGAAGGAAGGCCGAGGCCAACUUCAACGAUGCCAAACGACGCCUCGAAGAAGAGCAGAACAAGAGAUCGAAAGAGAUCAGCAACCUCCAAAUGUAUAACGAGAAGAUUAACGCCCUCGAGAAACAGCUAAGCGAACUCCGUGAAAAACUGAAGGCCGAGGCGGAGGCGGCGGCCAAGUCGCGGAAGCAGGCGGCCGAGCUGAGCGCCGCGCAGGCUGCCGCCGCCGCCGUCAACGAUGGCACCGUGGCCAGCCUGCGCGCGCAGCGGGACGCGCUGGAGCGCGAGCGUGCUGCGCUUAGCGAGGAGCUGGGCGCCGUCAAGGCCGCCAAGCAGCGCUCCGAGGCGGCCGUGGCCGAGGCCACGAGCCGGCUGAACGCGGCGCACGCCGAACUAGAGCGGUCGUCGGCGCGCCUGGCGCAGAUCAUGGCGGACAACCGGCAGCUUUCGGAGCGCGUGUCGGCGCUGGAGAAGGAGUGCGCGUCGCUGGCGCAUGAGACGCGCGCCGCGCAGCACCUCUACCAGCAGGAGGUGCGCGCGCACCAGGACACGCAGCGAUCGCAGCUGCUGUCCAAGCAGGAGGCCAACCUCGAGCUCGUCAAGGCGCUGCAAGGCAAGUUGAACGAGGAGAAGACGGCCCGCGUGCGCGCCGACUCCGCCUGUCAAGAGAAGGACCGCCAGAUGUCCAUGCUCAGCGUCGACUACAGACAGAUGCAGCAGCGGCUGCAGAAACUAGAGGGCGAAUAUCGCCAGGAGUCUGAGAAGGUGAUAGGGCUGCAGGCGGCGCUGGAGCAGGAGCGCGCGGCGCGGGCGGCGGCGGGCGGGGAGGCGGCGGCGGCGGAGGCGGCGGCGCGCGCGGCGGCCGGCGAGCGCGACGCGCGCGCGCGCGACCUGCACGCCGUGCGCGCCGCGCUGCACGACGCCUCCGACAAGCUGGCCGCCGCCGCCGCCGAGCGGGACAUGCACUACGCCCGGUGCGAGGAGCUGCGAUCACAGUUGGAGAAUGAGCAGCACUACUGCCUGGUGUACCGCAGCCAAGCCAGCGAGCUGCGUCAACAGCUGGAGGACAGCGGGCGCAGCGCGCGGGACUUGGAGCAGGAGCGCGCCUCGCUCAUGCACCAGCUGCAGCUGGCCAUCGCGCGAGCUGACUCCGAGGCCAUCGCCAGGUCGAUAGCAGAAGAGACGGUGGGCGAGCUUGAGAAGGAGAAGACGAUGAAAGAGUUGGAGAUGCGCGACGCGCUGGCGUCGCACCGCAGCGAGCUGGCGGCGCGGGACGCGCUCGUGCAGAACCUGCGGGACCGCGACCAUGAGAUGUGCGCCACCGUCGACCUGCAGCGGAAGGAGGUAGAGGAACUCCGCCGCAGCAACACGGCGCUGGCGGAGCGCGCGGCCACCAUGCAGCGGAUGCAGGAGGAGGUGGAGCGGCUCAACAAGAAGCUCAACUCGGAGAUCAUGCUCAAACAACAGGCCGUCAACAAGCUCGCCGAGAUCAUGAACAGAAAGGACAUGAACCCAGCGAACUCGAAGACCAAGAGCAAGAUGUCGGUGCGCAAAGACAAGGACUACCGCAAGUUGCAGCAAGAGUUGACGAGGGAGAAGGAGAAAUUCGACCAGCUGGUGGCCAAGUUGCAGCGCGACCUGCAGGACUCGCAGCAGCAACUGCUGGAGGAGCAGCAAACGAGGCUGCGGCUCGCUAUGGAGGUCGACAGCAAAGACGUAGAAAUCGAGCAGCUAAAAGAGAAGCUAGCAGCUUUGACGAGCGAGACAGCGUCGCAGUCGUCAGCGGACGCCGAGGACGGCGAGACAGAGCAGACUCUAGAAGGCUGGCUGUCCGUGCCCUUCAAACAGAAUAUACGUAGACACGGCUGGAAGAAACAAUAUGUCGUGGUGUCUUCUAAGAAGAUCAUAUUCUAUAAUACCGAAAGUGACAAGCAGAAUACCACGGAUCCUGUCAUGAUUCUGGACUUGAGCAAAGUGUUCCACGUGCGGUCAGUGACGCAGGGCGACGUGAUCCGCGCGGACGCGAAGGACAUCCCGCGCAUCUUCCAGCUGCUGUACGCGGGCGAGGGCGAGGCGCGGCGUCCGGGGGAGGCGCAGGACCUACCCGCUGACACGCAGGACCACACCAGUAACACGGUGCAGCACAAGGGCCACGACCUGGUGAGCAUCACGUACCACAUCCCGACGGCGUGCGAGGUGUGCACGCGCCCGCUCUGGCACAUGUUCCGUCCGCCACAGGCCUACGAGUGUCGCCGUUGCCGGAUGAAGAUCCACGCGGAGCACGUGUCGGAGGGCGAGGGCGGCGGCGGCGGCGUGGCGGCGUGCAAGCUGCACGCGGACCGCGCCCGCGAGCUGCUGCUGCUGGCGGGCGGCGCGGCCGACCAGCGCCGCUGGGUGGCGCGCCUGGCGCGCCGCGUGCAGCGCUACGGCUACCGCGCCGCGCACCACACCAACCACGACCACACCAAGCUGUCGCCCAGGGAUUCGAUGCGGUCGAACUUGAAAGCGGCGUACAUGAAUGCCUCGCAGCGCAGCUCCACCCUGCCGGCCAAUGCGUCACUGCCGCGACAGUAGGCGCCAGUGGCUGCCAGUAGCUGAUAGUAGCCACUAGUGGCCGCCAGUCCUCGCUCCUCGCUCCAAGACUUCCUCUACGGAGAGAUACCUCGAAACGUGGCGUCGUCUACACGGUUAGUACUCAGACGUCGUAACACCUACACCGUAAUGUACGCGUCGACGCGUGUAGUUUUUGUAAAGUUUCAAUUCAAAAACGUACUUGCCUUACUCGUAAAAAAGAAAAUCCUGAAAUUUCAGUCGGCUAAGUCAAUUUCAGCGUCAUUGAUUGAAAAGAUAUACUAGAAAGAAAAGAAAAUUUUUAUACUCACAUUGUCAUACAAAAUUGAAAAAUUAUUUUAUUCGAUUUGGAUAUGCGCUCUCAUUAGAAUAACUCGAAAUUUAAAAAAAAUGAAUCCAAAAUGAAAAUGAGUGAAAAAUUGUAAUCAACAAUAUUUUUGUAAACAUUUUCGUUUAUAUUUUUGUUAGAUUUCAUUGGGAUUGUGUAAAUACUAGUUACAUUAUUGUGUUGAUAUUAUGAUGAUUUUCUAUUUUAUUAAAUUUUUGCUUGUGUUAUAAGUGCGCGGUGGGUUUGAGGCGAGAAUCAUCAGCUUGUUCACGUAUGUACGAUGUUAGUGCAUCAUUGAAACAUGUCGCCGCAAACGGCAUAAUAAUUGUAUACGCUGAAAUUUUGAAUAAAUUCGAAAGUAUCACGAAGAGGAUUAUAAUCCUAUAAUCAUGCUUUCUUAAUCAAGUGUUACUUAAUUCAUCAGUAGAUAACGAUAAUACAAUUACCGACGAUGACCUAAUUCGAUCGGUUCGGCAUACUUAAAUUUGCAUAAAAUUCAUUUUUACACACAUGGUCUCUCAUUUAGCAUUAUAAAUUUUAUUUUUGUACGACCGUUUUCAACCAGAUGAGCAUUUUGUUAGAAGUUAUUUUUGUUAUAAUUUACAUAGAAAGCCGACACUCAUGGCGUCGAUCCAUUUGUAAGCUGGAUAUACAGGAGCCGAGCACAUGCGAACGUUUCGGCUUUUAUUAUAGACUGAAUGAUUGGCCUCCUCUCUCCGUCACUCUUAAGCUGGCACUUAAAUAGUGACAGGGAAGCGUGAUAGUAGUUAUGGAUACCCUCCGCCAAAACGUCGCAUGUGUCGCGAUUGACACGUUAACAGGGACUAACCACAUAUACUAGGCAAAUUGAAGCACUUUAGUACUACGUUUUUGCACUGUUUUUUAAUGAGACUUUAUUAAAUAUCAAGUAGCAUUUUGUGUAGUUGAAGAGUUGUAAGAAUUGUGUCUGCGUCAGUAUUGUUUCGUGAGUUCGUUUCAAAUGUUAUAACGACGCUAGAUACUGACGCGGAACGUUUUCCAACUCGAUAGGAAUUGAACUUUGAAAUUUGAAGUCUACACGAUUGCACUGGUUACGAAAUUUAUCAACACGUAAUACUAACUUUUUCACUUUACAUUAGAUACGAUUUACACCAAUUUAGGGACCCAUUAAGUGCUGCGAACUCUGCAAAGUGCGUGUCAGUGUGACAUUUGACUUGAGAACAAGAAUUAUCAGUAGAGCUGAACCUCCUAAGAUGUAUACAAUUUACUUAGCCAGAUAGUUCUGGACUUGUUAUCAAGAGUUAGUUGUCGCACUCGCGACGCACUCGCACGCUAAUGUAACGAACGACAGUGCCAUAACUUUGUAGAGAAUCUUCUCCAGUAGUUGCUCAAUCAGUAGGACUUUAUAUCCGCAUGUUACUUAAUUACAUAAGACUCCAGACGGGCUUCCUCGAAUCACAUGAUCAAUUUAUAGUAUAGGACUUUUUGAGUAGUGAAAAUUGAGCUUACUAUAUUCUAAUUGGUAGGUUACGCAAUGAACUACGCUGCCUAAUUCGGUAUGUAAGGGAACAAAAGUUACGCUAAUUCUAAAACCAUUUCGAGAUUUCGUCUUAUUUAGCGUUUUUAUUUCUCUAUUUUUAGCUGGAUGGUGUUUAUUUUAGCAAUAAUCGUGCAUUCAUUUGACCUUCAUGUGACCUGUAAAGGUAGUCUGUUUACCCAAAUUGUCGUUGUCAAAUGCCGUUUAUAUAAUAAAUAAAAUUUAAUAUAAUCUGUGGUCAUCACUGGGGUGUCCUACGAGUGUACGGUUAACAAACUUAAUGAAAUAACUUCAAUAAUAAUAAGGAUCACUGAACCCCAUCAUGUUGAAGAACCAUAUACUAUACAAACUUCAAGAAACGAAAAAGUAACAAAAUAUUAUUUGUAUGUAUCUUAUUGGGCCUGAAUACUCUUAGGGACCGUCCAUAGGUUUGGGCACAUUACCUAACAAAAUGUCAAUACUAAAAUUUUGAUACAAACUAAGCAAAGGCAAGGGUAUAAACGUCAUUCAGCAUACUUUAGGAGAUAUUUAAAAAAAAAAUAUUAAAAAUACAUCCAAAAAUACCUUACAUACCCAAUUAUCUAUGUAUAUUUGUCCAGUAGUCAUAAAAUGAUUCGUUACUCCAAACAAUGUGUAAUAAGCAAUAGGAUGCAUGGAUGUAUGACACCAAAGUUGUAUAGGUGUUUAUUUAAAAAUGUUCAACAAAAUUAGGUGCCAAAGUUAUUUCCGUAUUUGUUCAACCUCCAAAAUUGUUGUUCCAAAUUCUAUGUACAAAACUUAUACAUUAUAACUUGUUAUAUUCAAUGUAUCCCAAUUUCCAAUGGUUGUGUGAAUCGACACCAAUGUAGGGAGUUAUUGUGUACAUUAAUUAAUUAGGAAACGUAUUGAAAUUCGUGUUUAAAUGGUAAUGUUUACUAAGACCGCUUUAGUUGUGAUAUAAAAGUACAAAACUAACGGCAAUAAUAUCUGGUCCAUCUUCCCCUUUUCGACCAGACGUGAUGCACUGAUGUAACGGUCGACUCGACGCUUUGGACCAAACUAGCUCGUUGUUACAUCGUAGCUGUUUAUUUACGAUUUUGACAAGCCUUUAUAUGAUAACUGUCAAGCAACAAUCAAUGUUAGAGUUACGUUUGGCUUGUAAGGUUAGCGAGUUGACCUUAGUUGUAGUGGAAGUGAUUACAAUGUGUAUAAUAACAUAACGUAGAGGGUCAGCCCGUACGGGGCGCGGGGCGCGGGGCGCGGGCUCGGGAUAGCUGUGAUAUAGACGUGUCUAAACACCCGUGGUGCUAGCGAAGCAGGCCUCGACGCAUGUUGUUACUGCACUCCUUGUUGAUAAAGAUAUAAACGCUGUUUUAUUAUUGCUCUACUGUUUACAUUCCUCCAACGAAAGCUAUGUUGAGUUUUGUUUAUCUUAGUUUUAUAUUGACUCAAGUUCAGCUCUGUCGCUUGUCCAGUUAUUGCUUUUAUGUUUUUUAUUAGAUGUAAGUCCGAAAUCUCUUCUCCAUUCAUGUACUGACAUACGAAUUUCAAAUCUAUGUACUUAAGUGUUUUGAUAAAUUGCAAUUCAUCGUAGAUUUACGCUUAUUUUUGAGAUGCAUUUUAUAAAUUAUAUUUUAUUAGGGCAGCUAUUGCAUUGUUCGUGUUGUUUCAUUCCACAAUAUCUUUCACUUUUUGUGUUUCAACGCAUUCGGAAAUGGUUUAUUUACCAAAGAAAAUUUAAAAUUCUAAAUUAACAAAAUGAAUGCAAUUUAUUUUGAAUUUAAUAGUCCACUUUAUUUU